Penicillium lagena is the source of this 348-nucleotide messenger RNA. RefSeq lists its product as uncharacterized. The record is from RefSeq and is a predicted model, not a curated record. Bases 1 to 348 code for a protein of 115 amino acids. NCBI's taxonomy places the organism in Eukaryota, Fungi, Ascomycota, Eurotiomycetes, Eurotiales, Aspergillaceae. The transcript has a single exon.
AUGCGUUUUCUCCUCCUCGGCUUGAACCUUCUCGCUUCCUUCGCUUCCGCGGCGGCAGGAGUGAUCGCAACCGUCAACCCAGCCGCUCUCUCCGGAUCGAUCCAGGUGACCAACGGCGAGCGUUUCUACCAGCGCAUGUAUACCGCGCGCACAAUACCACUCGAGCUAUUGGCUGGCCUCCUCCCUUACUAUUUUGACGGGCCGUUGGUAUCGCUGGUGAUUGGGGCUUCUGCUGUUAUCCAAGCAGCGGACAUUGCGAUUGGUCUUGGCAAGGAUGACUUCAAAAUGAUUUCGGGCGCCUUGAUUGCAACUAUUAUCCAUUCUUCGUGCGCCCUGUUGAUCCGUUGA